AUGGACGACAUCGAUAUUGAUGACUUCACGGUGGACAAUAUCCUGGACCCACUCAUGUCAUUUCUCUCCUCCGUCCUCCCACCAGCGGCGAUGUACUUCAUCCGCCCCCUCAUCACCUACUCCCUCGCCCUUCUGUCCGCGCUCGUCCGAUUUGGCCUCACUGCCGCGCACUCGGAGAACUGGGACACUCAGAAGAUACUUCCCCCGCUCAUCACGGUCCUCAUGGCCUACCUCGCGCUCGUCAGCUUCUACCGGACGACCGGCUGGAUGCUCCGCACCGUCUUCUGGUGCUUCAAGUGGGGCGGCAUCAUUGCGUCUCUCGCCGGCCUCGCCGGAUACCUCCUCGCCACGCAGGGCAACGCAGACGCCGUCGGGGGCAUCGGGGGAGGCGGCGCGAUCCCGAUGAUCAUGAGCGCGCUGCUCGGGAUGUUCAGCGAGGACGCACAACGCGGGCGCGCGGGCGGCGGCAAGAGCAAGAGCAACCCGGGCUUAGCUGCGAAGCCGCGGCGGCGCAGAGACAAGGCGCAGGAACGGGAGCAACCGAAGGCCUGGGAGAGCUGGGACAAGCAUCGCGAACACAAAGACUGGCAGCACGGGGCCGAGGCGGAGUACCGGGAUGAGGCGGCGAGGAUGAACGAGGGCGUGCAGGAGGCGGUCAUGAAGGUCGCGGAGGUCGUCCAGGGUGCGUUGAAGGAAAGCUGGUGGGGGACGAUCAAGAAUGCGGUCGAAGGCAGCGGCCUGGUCGGCUCGGCAGGAAUGCGGGACGAGGAGGCGGGCUCGGACCAGCGGGCCAAACGGAAGAAGGAGGGACGAGCGGGGUCGCGAUGA
Epithele typhae is the source of this 828-nucleotide messenger RNA. RefSeq lists its product as uncharacterized. The transcript has a single exon. The coding region runs from base 1 to 828 and encodes 275 amino acids. Lineage: Eukaryota; Fungi; Basidiomycota; Agaricomycetes; Polyporales; Epitheliaceae. The record is from RefSeq and is a predicted model, not a curated record.